Molecule: messenger RNA, 1487 nt
Organism: Opisthocomus hoazin
Lineage: Eukaryota; Metazoa; Chordata; Aves; Opisthocomiformes; Opisthocomidae
Source: RefSeq, a predicted model, not a curated record
AUGUAUAUGUGUACAAGUAGAUCAGCUAAAACUGCUUCCCAGCAAGCAGAAAUAGCUGUCGAGAUCAGUAGCAGGAACACUGACAAGCGUGAACCAGGAGCGAGACUGAAAUACAUGAGAGAAGCAACCCCCUAUGUGAAGAAAGGCUCUCCUGUUUCGGAAAUCGGGUGGGAGACGCCUCCCCCCGAAUCUCCCCGCUUGGGUUGUGCCUCUGCUGACCCCCUGUCGCAGCUUUCGCUCUCCGUCCACAGAGACAAGAAGACAAUACCGCUCAAGAUGUGCUACGUGACCCGCAACAUGACGGUGUCAGACCCCGAAAACAGACUUAUUGAAGUUCAUUCGCCUGAUGCCAAGCACACCGUGGUGCUCAGGAGUAAGGAUUCGGCUACAGCCCAGGCCUGGUUCAAUGCCAUCCACUCCAGUGUCAAUGAGCUCAUCCCCAGGGUGAUUGCAGAGGUCAAAGACCAGCUGGGUAAAACAGGGAUUGCUGGAAGUCGAGAGAUUAGGCAUCUAGGCUGGCUUGCAGAAAAGGUGCCAGGAGACAACGAGAAGCACUGGAAGCCAGUGUUAGUGGUCUUGACGGAGAAAGACCUCUUAAUAUAUGAGAGCAUGCCGCGGAUGAAGGAAGCUUGGUUCAGCCCUCUGCAUACCUACCCCCUGCUAGCCACCAGGUUGGUCCAUUCCGGCCCAGGAAAAGGCUCACCGCAGUCCGGCGUGGAUUUGUCUUUUGCAACCCGCACCGGCACAAGGCAAGGGAUCGAAACCCAUCUGUUCAGGACGGAGACCAGCCGAGACCUCUCACUGUGGACAAGGAGCGUAGUGCAGGGCUGCCACAAUUCUGCGGAGCUCAUCACAGAAAUCACCACAUCUUGUACAUACAAAAGCCAGGAGUGCCGUUUGACCAUCCAUUACGAACACGGAUUCUCUCUUACAACUGAACCGCAAGAUGGUGCCUUCUCUAAGACAAUUGCACAAUAUCCCUACGAAAAACUGAAAAUGUCCUCAGAUGAUGGGAUAAGGAUGCUUUAUUUAGACUUUGGAGGAAAGGAUGGAGAAAUUCAACUGGACCUUCAUUCCUGUCCAAAACCAAUCGUAUUCAUCAUUCAUUCCUUCCUGUCAGCAAAGAUUACAAGACUUGGCUUGGUGGCAUAAGAGGGAUACAUCUGUUUCUUCAAAGCAAGACGGAGCGACCAUGCUCAUCUGAAGUUCAGUCAACAGCAGCAACCCCUACCAGCGAGCAGCACACACCAGCCAGGGGUUCAGUGCGGGGCCUUGGUCAUCUCUGCAGUCUUCCAAGGCCCGGGUUUCAUUUUGAUCUGCUAAAGAAGUGGCAUGACAAGGAAAACAGUGGAUUUCAUUGUAAAUAAUGGAAUUUUAAAAUCCCGUAUGAGACAGUAAAAGCGUGUAGUACCAUACAUGUAAAUGUUUCAGAAUCAUAACUUGUGCCUAUUUCAAUGUACUUGUUUCUAUAGAGUAAGUCAAGGGCU